Molecule: messenger RNA, 1230 nt
Organism: Triticum aestivum (bread wheat)
Lineage: Eukaryota; Viridiplantae; Streptophyta; Magnoliopsida; Poales; Poaceae
Product: LEAF RUST 10 DISEASE-RESISTANCE proteinUS RECEPTOR-LIKE PROTEIN KINASE-like 2.4
Exons: 2
Coding region: 88-1128 (346 amino acids)
Biological process (GO): protein phosphorylation
Molecular function (GO): ATP binding; protein kinase activity
Source: RefSeq, a predicted model, not a curated record
GUCCUGAUAUGGCAUAGAAAGGGGAAAAUACUAUGGUUUCUCCUUUGCAAGAAGACUAGAAGCAACACUGAAAAGAAUUACGAGGCCAUGAUAGCAUCGUAUGGAUCCCUAACUCCAAAAAGAUACAUGUAUUCAGAGGUAAUGAAGAUAACUUCUUCUCGCGGCAAUCAGCUUGGAAAAGGUGGUUAUGGUGUGGUCUUCAAAGGAAGACUACAUGAUGGUCGUCUGGUUGCUGUGAAAUUCUUGCAUGACUGCAAAGGAAAUGGGGACGAGUUUGUGAAUGAGGUUAUGAGCAUUGGAAGGACCUCGCAUGUUAAUGUUGUUAGCUUAUGUGGGUUUUGUUUGGAGGGAUCAAAACGAGCUCUUAUAUAUGAGUACAUGCCCAACGGUUCCUUGGAUAAGUUCAUUUACUCAGAGAACCCCAAAGAAAUUUUAGGAUGGGAGAGGCUCUAUGCGAUAGCACUCGGGAUUGCUCGUGGCCUCGAAUACUUGCACCAUAGCUGUAAUACACGUAUCGUCCAUUUUGAUAUCAAGCCCCAAAAUAUCCUUCUAGACAAGGAUUUUAAUCCGAAGAUUGCUGAUUUUGGUCUAGCUAAAUUGUGUCAUACAAAGGAGAGCAAGCUUUCAAUGACUGGUGCUAGAGGAACAAUUGGAUUCAUCGCUCCAGAAGUUCACUCUCGAACAUUUGGAGUGGUUUCAACAAAGUCAGAUGUUUAUAGUUAUGGAAUGAUGCUUUUGGAGAUGGUUGGAGGAAGGAGAAAUGUAAAAUCAACUGUUGCAAAAUCCAGUGAAAAGUAUUUUCCCGACUGGAUUUAUGAUCACUUUGCGCAAGAUGAUGGAUUACAAGCAUGUGAAGUCACAGGAGAAACUGAGGAAAUCGCAAGAAAGAUGACAUUAAUUGGAUUGUGGUGCGUACAGAUAUUGCCUGCAUAUCGUCCUACCAUAACCAAAGUUCUAGAAAUGUUCGAGAGAAGCUCAGAUGACAUGGACAUGCCACCGAAGCAAAACUUCUCUGGAUUGCUUGAAAGUUCAGCUCAAAAUAUGGAUGUACAAAGUUCAAGUUCUAACAAAUCUGAGGAGAUCGGCCUUGUGAAUUCAAAAAUCCUACAAAAAUCGCCAACUCUUUGAGCAGAUAGGCCAUGUGAAUCAAAGAACCUACAUUCAUUUCCAACACGGUGAGAAGGUGGCCUCUGGCCUGUACUAGAGUACAUUCAGAAAUUGAACAAAUCC